Messenger RNA from Hibiscus syriacus, 396 nucleotides. Its product is annotated as vacuolar protein sorting-associated protein 28 homolog 1-like. The coding region runs from base 1 to 396 and encodes 131 amino acids. Gene Ontology annotation, molecular function: protein-containing complex binding. Gene Ontology annotation, biological process: protein transport to vacuole involved in ubiquitin-dependent protein catabolic process via the multivesicular body sorting pathway. NCBI's taxonomy places the organism in Eukaryota, Viridiplantae, Streptophyta, Magnoliopsida, Malvales, Malvaceae. The transcript has a single exon. Gene Ontology annotation, cellular component: ESCRT I complex. The record is from RefSeq and is a predicted model, not a curated record.
AUGUAUGUAUUUUUCAUGGAGCUGUAUGCCACUCUUGAACCAACAGUGGAGCUUGAGAAAGCUUAUGUGAGGGAUGCUAUUUUCUCAUCAUCUGGAUACGCAACUGAGUGUCUUAAGCUCACCCAUUUUGAAACUUCGGCUUCUACGCUCAAAGGCACUAUGCCUGGCACUCAUUGCUUUGCAUAUACAUCUAAAAUGGGCUGCCUUUAUGCCAUAAAUCAUCUGGUCACCUAUGGGGUGCUCGCCAUUGUUGAGUCUCGAGCUUCUGCAGCUUCACCUGCUUUUACCUCUGCUGCAGUAGUGCCACCUGAUUUCAAAGGGAAGACAAUGAUGACGCCGAAUGGGUUUCAAGGUUGUCGAACAUGGAGGCAACAGAUGAGCUUGCCAGCUCCAUGA